Molecule: messenger RNA, 4762 nt
Organism: Rhopilema esculentum
Lineage: Eukaryota; Metazoa; Cnidaria; Scyphozoa; Rhizostomeae; Rhizostomatidae
Source: RefSeq, a predicted model, not a curated record
UAUGAUAUGUGUAAUAAUGAUUAGAUUAAAUCGACCAGGUACUUCGUAAACAACAGGCACAGGCCUCUCUGAGAAAAAAACAACGCAGGCUAUAAAAAGCUCUUGCCAGUUUGGCUGCGUGGGCUGUUUAACUCUUGCAGAAUUGUUGUUAAUCAUUUUAUAUUUGAGUAUUUACAAAGGCAAAAGCAAAGUGUUGUUAGGUUUUACCAGACAAAUAUGGCCUUUUUGGGAAUGCCUACUUUAUAUGUUGUGACUUUUUCCCCUAUAUGACAGCAUGAUGUAACGUUUCUCACUUUCAUUAUUUAUAGCAUUAAUCAUGCUAUAUAUUGUUCCUUUCGUGCGAACACAUUUCCUAUUUCAUUGCAAGUUUAGCGGCUAAUACAAUAGUUUGUUAACAUGUGCUAUAUAAGGAAACAGAUACCUCCUAAACUAAACGCCAUUAGAUAAAGACAUAAACGUGUAAGACAUCUUUCUCUUUAUUCACUAACACCCUGAUAUUUAGCGGUAAGUAGUGCAAACAUUUGGAAGCUAAACUGCGUGGAUUAAAUGAGAACAUUGAUUUGAAAAACUGCAUGGGUGCAAGAAGGCAGGGUUUGUGUGAGUGCAGGCUAUAGCCUGCGUCUCCAAGAAGGCCCUGCCUGUCAGACAAGCAAUUUUUUGGCAUCGGGUGCAGCACGAUUGGAAUGCCAUAUAUGAAAGUUGAAUUAAGUUGCUUUUAUCAUUGUCUAGACAAAUUGAAAUGUUUAAAACUAAGUUUUCUUUCAUUCAAAAGUCAUAUUAAUAUUAUAGUUUUAGGUAAUAGACAUGGCUGUUGUAAAAGAAUCAUUUAACCCUUUUCCUGAUUAUCAUAAACACUUUUAUUUGUGCAAUGUUUUUCAAAGGGGCAUAUCAAUUCAAGAAUGAGUUAGGAGAAAAGCAGGACUAAUUUUGCUUUAAGUGCUUUUUAAGAAGGCAAUAAAACCAGCUUGUGUGCUGUACAAUAUAAUAAAAUAUAACUGGGAAUUAAAGUAGAAUUGUACUAGGAAAAAAUAUCAAAUUUUAAGAGAACAUAUUGAACAAUCACUGCCCGGUAUUUGCUCAUGACAGUUAAUAAAUGUUGUCUAUAGAAUAAUAAAAAUCUGAAAACUUGCCCUCCAAUCACAAUCUGUGAAAUGUUUAACACAAGCUACAAUUGAAGUCAAGACAUAGAUUAAGGGACAAUUUUUUAUCUACCUGGUCAUGCCUUUAUGAAGAACGUUUUUGCAAACAUGACCCAUAAUGCCCUGGGCCAACCCCAAGCAAGAAACUUCUAGGUGCACUGACUGACUGUACCCGUCAUAACUGCAGGUUUCAUUUUUAUUUCAAAAUAAGUGAAGCCUUAAACUCAUUUCCAUAAAAGAGCCAGCUGUAACACUCAAGACAAAGUGAUUUCUUAACUUUCAAAGCAAGUAUUUUUAGCUUUUGUGAUGAGAUGUUGGUACACUUAAGUUAAAAUGUACAAAUAGUGCUGAAAUUGUAUUUGCUCUUAACUUGCAAAUAUUUUCGUAGCCCGUAUUAUUCUUAGUUAUCUCUUGUCAGUUUAUGUAAAAUGAAUUUGGAUGUCUUCCAAAUAAUUUGCAUUUGUCAAUUUUGAGGGCAUAAAAGUAAUUAGUGUCAACCCUGUACGAGGAAGUAUUAUUUGGGGUUACGUUUAGUUGGCAGUCUAUUGCAUUGCUUGCUUGCUUGUAAAAAAUAUAAACUGUCAGUAGAUAAAUCUCUUUUCUUCGUUUAACCGAGACAAGGAAUUUGAUACUGCAAAUUUGAAAAAUACGCACUUCGCAGAACGUAUUGAAACACGAAAUAUGUUUGACGGCAAAGGAACUGGCUUUGGUUUGGGCCUUUCGUGCAGUUACUUCAUCUUGUUCUGCCUACUCGCAUAUACAGUGUAUCUGCACGAAAGAGUGUCUCAUUUUGAGACAAAGAUUGCCAUGAUGGAGAAACCACGAGAUUCAGAGUUUAAAGACGACCUUGCCCGAAUUUGGCUCCAAUUGCAUGCAGAGAUUUCACGAAAAUGCGCAUUCAGAAUGAAAAUGAUGGAUCAAGUUGUUCAAUCUCGAGCGAAACGAGAAGCUCCGAAUCUCGCUUCUAAUGGAGAUCUUGGAGGUUGUCAAAAUGCGACACUUGUUUGUCAGAAAGGGGAAAAAGGUGCAGCAGGGGAACCUGGACCACAAGGGAUGAAGGGAAACGUCGGGGCAAAAGGUGAUCUGGGAAUUAUUGGACCUAGUGGUGUCAGAGGCCCUCCUGGCCUUCAAGGGACUAAAGGAGAUCGAGGCUGGAGAGGUAACCCAGGUCCUCAAGGGACUAGAGGAGAUCGAGGCUGGAGAGGUAACCCAGGUCCUCAAGGGACAAAAGGUGAUCGAGGCUGGAGAGGUAACCCUGGUGCUCAAGGGACAAAGGGGGGUUUUGGGACAAAGGGUGAGAGAGGAGCCAGUGGGUCUGUUGGACCCACUGGACCCGAGGGGCAAAAGGGCCAAAAAGGCGAUCGUGGAGAGCCCGGAAAAUCACCAGAGGUACCUUUAAUUGUUACUAUGUUUCCAAAAGUUACCAGAAAAAUGGAAAUGACAAAUCUUACAUUAAACUGCACGGCAACAGGCUUUCCAGAGCCAAAAAUAAUAUGGCAGUUUGAGAGACAAAAGGAGCGUACUAGAUACACACUUCCAACUAGCAAUAUCCUGCAAAUAAUCUUCCUCAAAGAUGAGGAUAGUGGGAAUAUUAGAUGUAUGGCUAAUAACAGCUUAGGAACUGCAAUCGCUAGUACAAGGUUGACUGUACAAACAAAACCGAAGGUUGCAUUGCUAGGGAACUUUUCUCGUUAUGUAGGGACGCCUGCUGAGAUAGACUGCAAUGUUACCGGUAUCCCAACACCAACAAUUACGUGGACAAAACGUUUUGGCCAAAUGCUGGGGCAACAAAGCUUGUCAGCAGACGGAACAAGACUGACAUUGAGGAUAGGACGACCAACUACGAAAGAUUCAGGGGAAUACAUUUGCGAGGCCAGAAAUAGUGUAGGUGUCACCGAGAAGUCGAUUGCUGUUUCAUUUUACGAUUAUGCAACGGAUUGCUCUGAAUUAAGACAACUAGGUCAUACUGCCACUGGGAUAUACACAAUAAAACCAGAUUCAGGGAGCCCCUUUCCAGUGUUUUGUGACAUGACGAAAAGUGGAGGUGGUUGGACAGUGAUCCAGCGACGUACAGAUGGGUCUGUGGAUUUCUACAGAGGCUGGAAUGAUUACAAGAAUGGAUUCGGUGUUUUGGAUAACGAAUUGUGGUUAGGAAAUGACAAGAUUCACCGUCUGACGCAACGAACAAGUAUGAAGAUAAGAUUUGAUUUGGAAGCUAAAGAUGGCGAUAAGGCGUUUGCAGAAUACAGUAGCUUUCGGAUUGAAGGAGAGCAAAACCAGUACAAGCUCCAUGUUAGUGGCUACUCUGGAACAGCCGGUGACUCUUUCACGUACCAUGACAAAAUGAUGUUUUCAACAUUCGAUAGAAAUAGUUAUAGUUGUGCACAAACCUACCGCGGCGCAUGGUGGUAUUAUUCGUGUCACAAUGCGAAUUUAAAUGGCAGAUAUUUGAAUGGGCCUCAUUCUUCGUACGCUGAUGGUAUCAAUUGGUAUUUGUUUAAAGGACAUCACGAUUCAUUGGUCAAAACAACAAUGAAGAUCAAAGUCAAUUUCUAAUGACAGUGAAGGAACAACAGUAACUUUUUCAUAUCCUUUGUUCACAAAUAUUAUACUUUUUUAUUUUCCUUAAAUAUACUCGUAGCAAAGACCUCUCGCAAUUUUCUUUCUUUUGGAUUUCUCCAAAGAGAAGUUGUGCUUGUGACAUUAUAACUCUGUCAAUCACACCCACUGAUCAAAACAAUCCCAGUCAACUUUGUAUUCUUUCCAAUUUGCUUAUUUCGCUCUAUCUGAGGGUAAAGGUUUCAGUUCGAUUUUGAGGGACGUGUAAUUCGAAAAAGCCAACGUUGAAUUCUGUACUCAAGCUUUCUAGUUAGGUGCCAAUAACAACAAACAAACAUUUUGCGCCAGUCUGAUGUCCCUGCAGUACACAGCUAAGCAGAUAUGGCCUUAUUCUAAUUCCGCUGUUCAAAAAACAUUCUAGGAUUAGUAAACCCGUGUCGAGGAAUCUUCAAAUUGGCUUGCUCAUACUUCCCUAACGUAUUAUUAUCAAAUUGCUCUAGAAAAUUGCUCACCAAGAUCAUUUGCUCACUUGUUGCUGAUAACAUAUAAGUCAACAUUACCUGAUACUAGAACAAAGGCUUUCUUUGGGCCUAGAUAUCUUCAGUAAUGAUCCAAUCAAUAAAGGUGAUAUCAUUUAGACGGUUAUUGAUUGGCCAAUAAUUGAUUGACUUAAUUUGGCUUAAGCCAUUAAAGUACCAAUCGAUUACCUUAAAAGAGUGUGACUUUAGCUGUCAAUCAACAAGGGAAAGAGUCACAGUUUUUCUUUUUGAGUGUUCUUGAAAAGAAUAUUAUUCUUUUGAAUCGAGGGGUUUCUGUAAGGUUGUUGAAAGUGUAAUCUUCUUUUCUGGAACACUCAAUACAAAAUUAACCGAAAAUCCAUGUAUAGCAUUUUAGAAUGAAAAGAAAAUUCGUAUUUAGGGAAAUAUAAAAACAUGUUAAAUCAAAGCCUUAAAUUCCGAGAAAAUUAUAAAUGGGAAAGAAAUUCAGAGAAAUUAUUAGGGAGAUGAAUUGAAGAAAUUUUGAAGAAAUAUGUUUUAAAGCACUUUUUUGAAACCUAAGAUAGU